Molecule: messenger RNA, 1665 nt
Organism: Boeremia exigua
Lineage: Eukaryota; Fungi; Ascomycota; Dothideomycetes; Pleosporales; Didymellaceae
Exons: 2
Coding region: 1-1665 (554 amino acids)
Source: RefSeq, a predicted model, not a curated record
AUGGCGUCCGAUCAGCUCUUACUCGACCUGUCACAAUAUGAGAAAUUAGACUCUCUCCAAGUAGGACAUCUUCGACACUUCUAUAACCUUGCGCAUCAGCUUGACGGAGAAUGGUAUCUCAUGGGAUCCCCAGAACCCGCACAGGAGUUCCUGGAUGCUUACCGAUACCAGCUGGCAACAAUGGCAUACGCUUCAGCUGUGACCUACUAUCAUCGCACGCCAGCUUUGCGCUCGGCAUUCAAACCGCUGGUCCGGCAGCUCAUUCACAAGAUGCUGCUUCGUGGAUGCUGGGGCUACUGGUUCAGCACUAGCCAUUCUGGUAAAUUCGUGGACCCAUCGAUCACGGAACUACGAAAACCCUGGGCUGAUCCGGUGGUGCGCGAGAACAUCAUGUACAGUGGACAUCUGUUACUGAUGACCAGUCUCUAUGCCAUGCUGUUUGAUGACGACGAGUUUGAGAAACCGGGGUCCCUAGUCUUCGACUGGAACCCAUUGUUCUGGGGAGAACCGCAGAAGUUUACGUACGACAACCGCAGUCUGCAAAAAGCGAUCUUGGUAGAGAUGGAACGGAACAAGUGGGUUGGCGUUUGCUGCGAACCUAACUGCGUUUUUGUGGUCUGCAACCAGUUUCCGUUGAUCGCUAUGAGAUACAAUGAUGUGCGUGAUGGCACGAAUACUGUUGAUGGUGUCAUUCGACAGUACAAGGCCGCGUGGGAAGAAAAGGGGAUGAUACUUGACGAUGGACUAUUUCCCGACUGGUUGAUGAUCAAACAAGAUCAGAUCGUACCAGCAAAAGACUUGGGCUUCACAGCUUGGGCCGGGGCAUUCAUGAGCGCCUGGAACGCGGAGUUGGUCCAGUCCUUGUACCCACGACAGUCGUCUGGUUUCCUCACCAAUAUCGACGGUCAAGUACGUCUGCAUCCUGCACUGAUUGCCAGUGUGUAUCGGAAAGUAGCCACGUCUGAUGCAGCAACCACGGCCAAUGGUACCUCGUCCGACAAGAGGAUACUUUCUGUGGCAGUUACAGAAGCACAAGCAGCUCUGGCAGACCCUCAACGUCCGGUAGAUGUGAUGCCGUACUUAACGCCGACGUUUGGCUACGUCGUCAAAUGGCUCUCCGAGCUGGGGAAACAAGAAGAACUAAAAGGAUUGCUGGAGUAUGCAGACGAGAUGCUGAAACCCACUUGGGAACAUGGCGGACUGUACUACCCUCGAAACGAUACACCAUUCGACCAAGAUUUGAGGUGGCUGCGCAUGGACCGAUUCACUGGUAACGCUGCCAUCGCUUAUGCAAGGCUCAACAUCGCCGGAGGGCAGAACAAGAUGUGGGAGAAUCCCUGGGGCAGAGAAUAUCACAGAACACAACCGUGGGUGGACGGUAUUGAUCUCGGCAACGUGGCUGUUUUGCGAGGUGUCUGGGAUACACAAACUAAGAGUCUUGUUGUUACAGUGCAGGGUUGGGAUUUUGAGAACGCCCCCCUUAAGGUUACGUUAAGCCCUGUCGCGAUGAACUUACCAGCUGGUAGAUAUGCCUUAUACAUCCGAGGGCUCUUGGCUAGUGAGUUAAAUAUCUGUACUAGCGGAAGCUUUCAGGCAAGAACUGAGGUUAUUAAAAAAGGAGAAGAAGUAGACUUUAUCUUCCAACUACUAAGGGAAGACUAUUAA